Molecule: messenger RNA, 1800 nt
Organism: Solea senegalensis (Senegalese sole)
Lineage: Eukaryota; Metazoa; Chordata; Actinopteri; Pleuronectiformes; Soleidae
Gene: palm1a
Product: paralemmin 1a
Exons: 10
Coding region: 36-1397 (453 amino acids)
Biological process (GO): regulation of cell shape
Cellular component (GO): membrane
Source: RefSeq, a predicted model, not a curated record
GAUCACAUGACCUGUCUCUGUUGGACUGAUCAGACAUGAUGAUGAUGCAGGAGACUCAGGAUCGUCUGCAGCUCAUCACAGAGAAGAAGAAGCUGCAGACAGAAGUGGAGAACAAGAGACAUCAACUGGAGGACGACAGGAGAACGCUGCAAUACCUGAAGUCUAAGACUCUGAGGGAGCGAUGGCUGCUGGAUGGAGCACCCUCUGCUGGACCAGACCAGAACCAGGACCAGGUCCAGAGACAAGUUGAGCAGGAUGAGGCCAAGACCAGGAUCCUGGAAGAGACUAUCAGCAGGUUGGAGCAGGAACUGGUCAGUCUGGAAAUUGAAGAUGAGUGUCAGACCAUAACACUUCCAGUGGCCACAGGAUCAGUCAAAGCUACAGAGGUCAGAGGUCAAGGAGCUCCAUGUCCCACUGUCCACGAGGUUAAAAUUCACACAAGUCCUCAGAUCAACACACCAAGAGAAUCAACGGAGAUGAAGAGAGGUAAGUCCGCGAAAAAGAGAGACUUGGUUCUACAUCACCGCCAAGGCCAGGACCAGAACCAAGACCAAGAACAGAGGUUCAGGACCUUGUUCAAGACCAGGAUUGGGUCUAAGACCAAUAACAGAACUCCAAGAUCUGGUGCAAGACCAGGCCAAGCGGUGUACUCAGUGGAAAUUACCGUAGAGCGAGACAGACUGACAGGAGAAACCCGGGUUCUGUCCACUAACACUACACUUCCUGUUGACCUUUCUCAACAAGGGAUCAAAGUUUAUGAGGACGAGCAGAAAGUGGUCCAUGAAGUGAACGGUGAAGAUGGCGUCCACCUGCUCAGCUGCUCCGAGGUCGAUGAGCUCAUCCACAAGGCUGAUGAAGCCUCCAUGAUGUCGCAGACUGUUGCUACAGUAAACUCACUCUCAACGGCAGAAUUACAGGAGGAGGCAGGGCCUGAGCUUCAGCGUUCGCAGUCUCAGGUCACGGUGGAGAUCGUGGGACUUGAGGCUAAACCUCCCACCGAGCUUGACGUGUCUGAGGCCAGCGCCGAGAAACCGGUCACCAUGGUGUUCAUGGGAUACCAGAGUGUGGAGGACGAGGCGGAGACUAAGAGGGUGCUGGGGCUACACGGCACAGUGACGGCCGAGCUGGUUGUCAUUGACGAUGCCAACGGCAAAAUGUCCCCAGGAGGACAUGUGGAGCAAGAGGCUCGCAGAGGAGCGCAGACAGAAGCUCUGCCUCCUCUCACCUCCUCUGCCUCUUCUGCCUCACCACCAAGUGCCAAACCUACGGCGGCCAUGAUGGCAAGCAAUGGGGAGACAACGGCGAGGGAGGCGGAGUGUGAGGCGGGGCGUGAGACGGGGGGAGUGGUGGAAGUGAAGAAGAAGAAACAGCCGUGCAUGUGCUGCAGCAUCAUGUGAUUCUGAAGGGGGCGCCGCGUCACCGUAUAAUAAAAUAAAUCAUAUAACAAUAAAAAGAUACAUGAACUGAGCUCCACCCACUGCCCUCAAGCCCGCCUCUAACAUCAUGAUGUAAUUUCCUGCUUUCUGUCACUGGACUGCAUAUAUUUUAUAAAACCAGUUUGACUUUGUAUUGUUAGCAUCAGUAUUAACAUGAGUGUUAGCAUCCAUGUUAGCACUAGUGUUUGCAUCCUUGUUAGCAUCAGAAUUAGUAUUAGCGUCAGCAAUAAUGAUGACACUUAAAUGUACUUAUUUAUGAUUAUCAGUGUGAAUGCUAGUAUCAGCUUUAUGCAUUAGCAUUAGCAUCAGUGCUUUAACUGUCUGUAUCUGCCGCUGUUUUAUAAAAUAAAUUGAGGAAACAAAA